Messenger RNA from Theileria parva strain Muguga, 1969 nucleotides. RefSeq names its product Regulator of chromosome condensation (RCC1) repeat family protein (gene Rcc1). Gene Ontology annotation, cellular component: cytoplasm. The record is from RefSeq and is a predicted model, not a curated record. The coding region runs from base 97 to 1896 and encodes 599 amino acids. Lineage: Eukaryota; Apicomplexa; Aconoidasida; Piroplasmida; Theileriidae. The transcript is spliced from 2 exons. Gene Ontology annotation, molecular function: guanyl-nucleotide exchange factor activity.
AUUAAUUUCGAUUUAAUUUGUAAAUUAUAAUGAUUCUUUUUAUCAAAAACCUAAGUUAAGUCUCAAGUCUGCGUAGUUUAAGUAUUUACAAAAAAAAUGUCAGAUAAAUGGGUUUGUGACACAUGUCUUGUUCCUAACGAUAGGAACGAUAAUAACUGCUCUUGCUGUGGUUCAAUAAAAGGUGCAGUAGGGACGUCGACCGUUCACCAUAACCGCGAAACCCAAGUUUUUCAACAACAGAAGGUUGUCAAAUAUACCGACGAUCCCAGAAGACUGAGGAAAAAUUACUCUCAAAAUGACCUCAAACACACCGUAGUUUUUGUCGUCGGAUCGUCUGAAAUGGACCAGCUCCCACACUCAUGUUGUGAUAAAUUCAUGAAGCCGGAGACAGGCGAAGUGGAAUCAAUGUUUGAAAGCUCACUUCCAACUCCAAUUGUAGAAUUACCAAAAAUGAGAGUAGUUGAUGUAGCUUGUGGAGCGCUACACACAGCACUGCUAACCAGUACAGGAUUAGUUUAUACGUUCGGAUGUAAUGAUAUGGGAGCUUUGGGUAGAUUAAGUAACUCAGAUCCGUCAUUCGGACCGAUAGAUUCCGAGCCAGCAGUAGUGGAUUUAAAGUACACAAUUAAGAAGGUAACGUGCGGAGACAAUCACACCAUGUUCCUCUCCUUCACUGGAAAUGUCUUUUUUACGGGUGGGUUUAAGGAUACGGAUGGUCCUAUUGGAAUUGCAAAUUACUCAAACUUUGAAACUCUUACAGCCCUGGAUUAUGUAUCAUUACCUGUAAAGGUGCCGUGCGAUGUUGAAGGUUCGACAGUUGUAACAGAUAUAGCCAGCGGAGAAAAUCACUGUGUUUUAUUGUGUAAUGGGGGUCAUAGUAUGUACACAUUUGGAAGUAAUGAGUUCAAUCAGCUCCUAAUCUGGGAUAAGUCUCAGAUCCAAAAUCCUACGGAUAACGAUGUAGACCUUAGCUUACCAUCAAAUAGGAAGUUGUUACUAACCUGGCCACAACAUAGAACAAUAACAGACGUACUUUCUUUAGCUAAAAGUAGUGAUGACCAGGAGGAUGAUAAUGGAACCACAACGCUUAGAACAAGGACUAGGAAGAGAGGUAGAACCAAUGAAGAAGUACUUGCACAAAUUUUCACUGGAAACUGUACAACAUUUUUUCAAACCAAGUCACUGAGAGUUUACGGAGCAGGAAGAAAUGCACAGGGUGAAGUUGGAGUGGGAAGUGAAGAAAAUGUGGUAACAAAGCCAAAAGAACUAUCGUUUUUCAGAGGAGUUGAGUUAACUCAUUUAUCGGGAGGCCAAUUCUUUACAAUCGCCUUGGUAAACAACUACUUAUUUGCAUGGGGAAAAGUACAUUACUUGGGUAUAUCUGAAAGUUACCAUAACCCUAAUUACAAUCCUCACUCACACUUGAGGGUGAAGGAAGAGGAAAGAAAGUUUUUUGUAAUGCCAACACCGGAUUACGGGGAAUACUCGUCAAGUAAGAGAAGGAGGUUAGAAGAAGUAGGGCACGAAAUGGAUAAUCUGGAUGUGACUGAAAAACUUUUAUCAUUGGAUUAUGAAAGUGCUUAUAAGAGGGUCCUAAAAUCAGGAAAGUCGACAACGCCACUCCUGGUGGAUUUCAAAGACCCGGUCAAGACAGUAUUUCAUGGCUCAGAUAGUAUUUUCGCAACAACCUAUGAUGGAACUUUGUACGCAUGGGGAUCAGCCCAAAACUACACGCUGGGGAACGGAAAAGACUAUUUCUUUCAGUAUUCACCUGAACCUGUGCCGCCAUUUCACUACAUGCACUGUAAGAUUACAGGUGGAUCAGGAGGGUCACAACACACAGUCUUUUUGGGAUUGAAGAAGAGAAGUAUGAGCCACGCAAGGUCCAGAUACUAGAUUAUCCCUUACCAUAAAGGUGAACAAUCUACCAUUUAACCUGUGUGAUAAACUAAUGUCAUAGAAAUAUAAA